AUGAAGCGGGCGCACCCGGACUACAGCUCUUCCGACAGCGAGGAGCUGGACGAGCCCAUCGAAGUGGAGAAGGAGAGCGCGGACGAGAAUGGAAACUUGAGUUCAGCUCCAGGUUCGAUGUCACCAACCACCACUUCCCAGAUCCUGGCAAGGAAAAGACGCAGAGGAAUCAUUGAGAAGCGUCGUCGCGACCGGAUCAACAACAGCCUAUCGGAGCUGAGGAGGCUGGUGCCCAGUGCCUUUGAAAAGCAGGGAUCUGCCAAACUGGAAAAAGCUGAAAUCCUGCAGAUGACUGUGGAUCAUUUGAAAAUGUUGCACACUGCAGGAGGCAAAGGCUAUUUCGAUGCUCAUGCUCUUGCUAUGGACUAUCGGAGUCUAGGCUUUCGAGAGUGCUUGGCUGAAGUAGCGCGCUACCUUAGCAUUAUCGAGGGUCUGGACUCUUCUGAUCCUCUUCGUGUGCGCCUCGUGUCUCACCUGAAUAAUUAUGCCUCUCAGAGGGAAGCAGCAAGCAGUUCGCACAGUGGGCUUGGACACAUUCCUUGGGGCAGUGCCUUUGGACAUCACCCCCACAUCUCCCACCCAUUGCUACUGCCUCAGAACGGGCACACUGCUACUAAUGGCGCAACGACAUCCACGGAGGCCCACCACCAGAGCAGAAUCUCUGCUCAUGCUGAAUCACCUUCGCUAAGAGUGCCCCCUAAUGGCAGCAUUGGACCAGUGCUUCCUGUAGUCACCUCAGCUUCCAAACUCUCUCCUCCCUUGCUGUCUUCCAUGGCCUCCUUGUCUGCGUUCCCCUUUUCCUUCAGUUCAUUCCACCUGUUGUCCCCUAAUGCUCUCGGUUCAUCUGCACCAGCGCCAUCAGCCAGCCUUGGUAAACCCUACAGACCAUGGGGAACUGAAAUUGGUGCUUUUUAAGAACUAGCAAAGGGGCAGAGAGGAGUGUAAAUAUCCAGCUGAGCUGGGGAGUUUCCAACUUCUGUUUUAAAACUCUUUUAAUAGGUUGAGAUGAAAGGUACAGUUUCAGUUUUAACAAAGAUUAUACAAGAAGAGUGU
Molecule: messenger RNA, 1053 nt
Organism: Euleptes europaea (tarantolino)
Lineage: Eukaryota; Metazoa; Chordata; Lepidosauria; Squamata; Sphaerodactylidae
Gene: HEY1
Product: hes related family bHLH transcription factor with YRPW motif 1
Exons: 5
Coding region: 1-915 (304 amino acids)
Biological process (GO): anterior/posterior pattern specification; negative regulation of neuron differentiation; circulatory system development
Cellular component (GO): nucleus
Molecular function (GO): protein dimerization activity; RNA polymerase II cis-regulatory region sequence-specific DNA binding; DNA-binding transcription factor activity, RNA polymerase II-specific
Source: RefSeq, a predicted model, not a curated record